This is a messenger RNA of Lodderomyces parapsilosis, 3759 nucleotides long. RefSeq names its product Spa2p (gene SPA2). Gene Ontology annotation, cellular component: mating projection tip; incipient cellular bud site; cellular bud neck. NCBI's taxonomy places the organism in Eukaryota, Fungi, Ascomycota, Pichiomycetes, Serinales, Debaryomycetaceae. Bases 1 to 3759 code for a protein of 1252 amino acids. Gene Ontology annotation, biological process: mating projection formation; invasive filamentous growth; bipolar cellular bud site selection. Gene Ontology annotation, molecular function: MAP kinase scaffold activity. The transcript has a single exon. The record is from RefSeq and is a predicted model, not a curated record.
AUGAGUGAAAAGGAUCUAUCGCACCACUACAAGGUCUUGAAACAGUUUCUUGAUAUUUCUGAUGACCAACAAACCAGAUCUAAAUCAACCUCAUCCAGGGCCCAGAGAGCUAGGGAAAAGUUGCUAAAACUUUCAGCUGCCCAGUUCAAAGAGUUGAGUACAGAUGUUUAUGAUGAGUUGAAACGUAGGAUUGAUGAAAGCAGAGGAGAACCAGAUUACUUGUUGCCUAAAUCAUCAUUCCAUCCUAAGAGAAACCAAGCCAGACAAAAGUUGGCAUCUUUGCCGCAAACUAGAUUUAAGGAUUUGGUGGCUGACAUUUCGUACGAAAUUGAGAGAAGAGAUCUCCACAUAGAACAAAAGGAGUCAGCUGAACCACGUCGCUCUUCUUUGACAUCUAGUCAUGCUUUGAAUGCUCAUGGCUCACAUGAACGCAAGGCUUCCCAAGCAUCUUCUCACAUUUCCCAUGGAACAAAUGGUCAUCACAGUCGUCUGACGUCACAUCAUAACCUCCCCACUCAUGAAGAUCACAUGAAACACGACGAGCAUAACGAUCGCUCGGUGGAUCAAGUCGCUUCAAACAAGAGCCUCGGCAUACCAGAAGCAGAAGCCUCCAAGCAAUCCAUUGGCAUCCAACAGUCUACAGUGGUUCCCACCAAAGCCAACCUCACUUGGUCGAGUGAUGAAGAAGAUAAUGGAAACGAAAGAAGUGACGAAAAGGGAGAAGCCUCUCACCUGCAAAGGCUGCUCAAUGGUGGUCGUACUGUGCAAAAAGACUUGGAGUUUGAUAAGAGUAAAAUUUUGGAAUUGGAGAAGGAAUUAGAUGCCUACAAGAAGCAAUUAAGCAAUGUUGAAAAGCAGAAGGAAAUUCUUUCGGAAAAGCUCAACUCAUUGCAAGAUGAUUACGACUUUUCCGUCAAACAAAAUAAGACUCUCAGUGAAGAACUUGAACUGUUGGGCCAGGAGAAGGAGAAUUGGAUCUCGAAACAUGAAAAUUUAACCAAGUCCUUGCAAUCGAGUGACAAGUCAGAGGAACUUGAAAAACUAAAGUCCAUCAACGCUGCUUUGAGACUUGAAAACCAAUCAUUGAAGAACACCUCGCCCGUUAACCGCUCAAUAUCCAAUCAGUCCCCCAAUCAAUCAGAUUUGCCUGCCAGGACUAAUAAUACCAGCAUCACUGCCUUUUUGGAGAAGUUGGAAAAAAUUGACGUACCUUCACCAGAGAACCCUUCAACAUUGGAAUUAAAGAAUCAGGUUAAACAGUGGCAACGUAGGUACGAGGACUCUAGAUCGAAAUCUAUUGCUAGUGAGAUCAAGAAAACCACGUUGUCCAAGGUAGAAUUGAAGUCAUUGAUAUCCCCUCAAGGUUUAGUUUCAAUAAAGUUGGUUAGCGAUGCUCAAUCGUUGUUGGAGUCAUUCCUUGUCUAUAUUGGUGAAAAUUGGGAUGUUAAUGUGAUGUUUGAAAAAGUUUCGAAAAUUGCUGUUGUCAUGAAUGAGAUUGCUUCUCAGGGAGAAAACCAAGUUCCAAACAGUAAUGAACACUCUAUCCUAUUGCGAGAAGCUUCUGCCUAUGCUUUAACUGCUACUAGAUAUCAUGCUACGUAUAGACAACUUUUCCCAAGGUUUAUUGUUGAAAAGGCGUUGGGAGAAAUGAAUUGCGUUUUAUGUGAUUUAAUCUCAACUUCGAAACUUAAUGAGAAUUCGACAAACUUGAGAAAACUUGAACCAGAAAAAAAGGCUGCUGCUGCUACACCCUCUCAGUCUGAUUAUGGAGUCCGGCCGUUGAAAAUGGCUAACAAAUUAAAGCUGAGCCACCCCAACAUGAUCAACGGAACAUAUUAUCAAACGCCACCAAAUAAGCUGCAACAACAACAAACACCGCCACAAAAUAUACAGCGCUCACCACCACAAAGAACUCAGCAAAUCCCUUCUAGUAAAAUUCAACAAUCUCCUCCGGAGAGAACAGUUUCGCGAGGUAAGCCUUCGGAGGAACCAAAUGGGCAAAGGGUGACACAUGAGAGUACAUCCAGAGAAGAUGGAUUUAAACAGACUAGAGUAGGACUGCGUGAUGCACCACCUUUUGAUAGACUGGAAAAUGAACCAUUUCAGAGAGUGCAACAACUACCACCAGAAGUAUCUAGACAACAGCCGAUUCAUAACACACUGCAAUCAUUUGAACACAUGACUCGGGCUGCUGAUGCAUCUGCUGCACACCAGAGAGCCCUGGAUAAAGGACCGAGUCGUAGUGAUGACAUACUGAAACAAGGAAGCAUGGAACCAGUCACGUCAGAGAGGAAAGUGUCUGCUGAUCACAACAAUGCCCAGAGCCCGUUCAUCGCAUCAGUUUCAGAAAGAAGUGAAAAUAUUGUUCCACAAAUUGUUGAACGUGAAGCUGUGCCAUUGGCAAGUAGAGAUCUCAACAGAGAGCCGAUGGCUGAAAAGCAUUUAGAAAAGCAUUUGGAGAAACAGCAGGAGAAGCAUUUCGACAAUGCGACAACUUCUACCCCAUCUUCUUCAAAGAUUGAAAAGACAUCCAAUGUUUCUGCCCUUGGUCGCAAGUUUGCAGGAUCAGUUUCUGACCAUGAUCAAUCAUCUCCGCCAGCUAUGAAAACCACUCCAACAAAGAAGGGAAAUAUAAUGGAUAGAGUGAAGCAAUUUGAGAGUUCGCCAGAAGCUCAAAUGAAGUCUAGCCCGGGACGAUUCCAAAGAUCCCCGAGAUCAUUUGAAUCAACCGAUGAAAGUGGUGAUGAACCAAGACGACUUGCUGAUCCAUUCACGUCAAAAUUACAAGGAGAGUUGGUGGGAUCGUCACCAGCUGCCAAAGGAAAUUUCAAUGAUGACGACACUUCACUAACCGGAAGAGGCAGAGGUAUCUUACAAUCAUUCAAGGAAAGGUCUGAUGCGGAUUCAGAUGCAAACACAAAUGGUCUCCGUUCCAAGCCAGACCAUUCAUAUAGAAGGGAUGAAGGUGAGCGCACUUCCGAAAUGGAGCGUGGUGGUACCAAUACCCUGCAGAACAAGAAUUUGUCUGCUCCCGAACAAGCAAGAAGGGUGGGUGAGUUUACUCCUAUCAAUCAUUCGUUUGACGACAAUGACAAACCUGUUGACAAUGAGCCGGGGGUUCGUGUUAAGAUCAGCUCUCCUAAACUAGCUCAAGAACCAAGUUCACUGGAAGAUUCUGAUGAUGAUGAUUAUGAAGACGAACGCGAUACGGAACAUGAAGCUAGACAGAGACAGGAGUAUCGCAAAUCUAUGGCUGCUGCAACAUUCAAUGUUGACUUGUUUGAUAUUGAUGAUCCUGACAAUACGUUAACUCAAGUUUUGCUUUAUCUCGAACAUCAAACGGUGGAAGUGAUCAAUACUAUUCAAUCAUUGCUUGGAGCCAUCAAGAAACCCAAUGCAACAAGAGGAGAUUUACGUAAUAAAUCAAAGGCAAUUACCAUUGUCAUUGCUCAAAUGUGCGAAGCUACAAACACAUCAAUGAAUCAAACUCGAAAUGCCCAAUUGAAGGAACAUGGCAGCUGGGUAGUCAAAUCUUUGGAAGAUUGUUAUCAUCGUAUGGAUAUCUUGUGUAAACCACCUCAAGAUUCCAAUGAUGGCCAAUUCGCUGAUAAGAAUUUCAAACAAAGAUUAGCCGGAAUCUCGUUUGAUAUUGCUAAAUGCACUAAAGAGUUGGUGAAGACUGUCGAAGAGGCCAGUCUUAAAGAAGAUAUUGCUUACCUUGAUGCUAGACUUGGUCGUAAUGAGGAAGAUUUGACUUGA